Messenger RNA from Marmota flaviventris (yellow-bellied marmot), 1364 nucleotides. RefSeq names its product hydroxysteroid dehydrogenase like 2 (gene Hsdl2). Gene Ontology annotation, cellular component: mitochondrion. The record is from RefSeq and is a predicted model, not a curated record. Lineage: Eukaryota; Metazoa; Chordata; Mammalia; Rodentia; Sciuridae.
UGCGCCUAGUGCUCCCGGCUAGCAGCUGCCGCCACCUCAUCAGGUCUGCGGAAGUCAUGUUACCCAACACCGGGAAGCUAGCAGGAUGUACAGUUUUUAUCACAGGUGCAAGCCGUGGCAUCGGCAAAGCUAUUGCAUUGAAAGCAGCAAAGGAUGGAGCGAAUAUUGUCAUUGCUGCAAAGACUACCCAGUCACACCCCAAACUUUCAGGCACAAUCUAUACUGCUGCUGAAGAAAUUGAAGCAGCUGGAGGGAGAGCCUUGCCAUGUGUUGUUGACGUGAGAGAUGAACAGCAAAUCAACGACGCAGUGGAGAAAGCGGUUGAGAAAUUUGGAGGAAUUGACAUUUUGGUGAAUAAUGCCAGUGCUAUUAGCUUGACCAACACAUUGGAAACACCUACAAAGAGAGUGGACUUGAUGAUGAGUGUGAACACCAGAGGCACCUACCUCACAUCUAAAGCAUGUAUUCCCUUUUUGAAAAAGAGUAAAAUUGCUCAUAUCCUCAAUCUCAGUCCACCACUGAACCUAAAUCCAAUGUGGUUCAAACAGCACUGUGCUUAUACCAUUGCUAAAUAUGGUAUGUCUAUGUGUGUACUUGGAAUGGCAGAAGAAUUUAGAGGUGAAAUUGCAGUCAAUGCCUUAUGGCCUAGAACAGCCAUACACACAGCUGCCAUGGAUAUGCUGGGAGGAUCUGGUGUUGAAAACCAAUGUAGAAAAGUUGAUAUCAUCGCAGAUGCUGCAUAUUCCAUUUUCAAAAAGCCAAAAAGUUUUACUGGAAAUUUUGUUAUUGAUGAAAAUAUCUUAAAAGAGGAAGGAAUAAAAAAUUUUGACAUCUAUGCAGUUAAACCAGGCCAGCCUUUAUUACCAGAUUUCUUCUUAGAUGAACACCCAGAGGUUGCAGUUAUCAAGCAGAUGGAAUCACCUGGUGCUGUUCCUGAAGCCAAAGAAGAGAAGCCACAGCCACAGUCAAAAGCACAUUUUGGAGCUGUGGAAGAAACAUUUAGAAUUGUUAAGGACUCUCUCAGUGAUGAUGUGGUUAAAGCCACACAAGCAAUCUAUCAGUUUGAACUCUCAGGUGAAGAUGGUGGCACAUGGUUUCUGGAUUUGAAAAACAGGGGUGGGAAUGUUGGACAUGGAGAGCCCUCUGAUAAGGCGGAUGUGGUGAUGAGUAUGUCCACUGAUGAUUUUGUCAAAAUGUUUUCAGGAAAACUAAAACCAACAGUGGCAUUCAUGUCAGGAAAAUUGAAGAUUAAAGGAAACAUGGCCCUAGCAAUCAAAUUGGAGAAACUAAUGAAUCAGAUGAAUUCCAGACUGUGAUGGCAAAGAACAAAAAUGUUGACUGCUAUGCUUAAAAAGUAAAAAAAA